Sorex araneus (European shrew) is the source of this 5607-nucleotide messenger RNA. RefSeq names its product ST6 N-acetylgalactosaminide alpha-2,6-sialyltransferase 5 (gene ST6GALNAC5). Gene Ontology annotation, biological process: oligosaccharide metabolic process; ganglioside biosynthetic process. The record is from RefSeq and is a predicted model, not a curated record. The coding region runs from base 287 to 1360 and encodes 357 amino acids. Gene Ontology annotation, molecular function: alpha-N-acetylgalactosaminide alpha-2,6-sialyltransferase activity. Lineage: Eukaryota; Metazoa; Chordata; Mammalia; Eulipotyphla; Soricidae. The transcript has 5 exons.
GGGGGAUUGCAGAGGUCUCUAGGACCCAGCAGGCGGCGGCAGGCGGCAGUUGUGUAGAUCACUGAGAGACUACGAGGGUCCGGCUCAGUUUUAAUUCAGUGUCUAAUCUCUGCAACAGCGGCGCUUCCUGGGUCCCGCGGCUCCCCGGCUCCGUGAGCCCCGGCUGGCCGCCAGGCGAACACCCAGGGCCGCCCCUCCUGCCCCAUCACCCACCAUGGAAACCCUCCAAGAAAAAGUGGCCCCGGACGCGCGUGUCUGAGGAUUCUGCACAAAAGCGGUGCCCAAAAUGAAGACCCUGAUGCGCCAUGGUCUGGCAGUGUGUUUAGCGCUCACCACCAUGUGCACCAGCUUGUUGCUCGUGUACAGCAGCCUGGGCGGCCAGAAGGAGCGGCCGCAGCAGCAGCAGCAGCAGCAGCAACAGCAGCAGCAACAGCAGCAGCAGCGGCAGCAACAGCAGCAACAGCAGCAGCAGCAGCAGCAGCAACAGCAGCAGCAGACGUCGGCGACCGGCCACACGCAGCCCUCGGCGGACAGCAGCCCCCAGCCGCGCCCCGGGCCGCCCGCUGCUCCGCGGCCGCUGGAUGGAUACCUCGGCGUAGCGGACCACAAGCCCUUGAAGAUGCACUGCAGGGUCUGUGCCCUGGUGACCAGCUCGGGACAUCUGCUGCGCAGCCGCCAAGGUGCUCACAUUGACCAGACCGAGUGUGUGAUUCGCAUGAACGACGCUCCCACCCGCGGUUUCGGCCGCGACGUGGGCAAUCGCACCAGCCUGAGGGUGAUAGCACAUUCUAGCAUCCAGAGGAUCCUCCGCAACCGCCACGACCUGCUCAACGUGAGCCAGGGCACCGUCUUCAUCUUCUGGGGCCCGAGCAGCUACAUGCGGCGCGACGGCAAGGGGCAGGUCUACAACAACCUGCAGCUCCUGAGCCAGGUGCUGCCGCGGCUCAAGGCCUUCAUGAUCACGCGCCACAAGAUGCUGCAGUUCGACGAGCUCUUCAAGCGCGAGACAGGCAAAGACAGGAAGAUAUCCAACACUUGGCUCAGCACUGGUUGGUUCACAAUGACAAUUGCACUGGAGCUCUGUGACAGGAUCAAUGUUUAUGGCAUGGUGCCUCCAGACUUCUGCAGGGAUCCCAAUCAUCCUUCAGUUCCUUACCACUACUAUGAACCUUACGGACCUGAUGAAUGUACAAUGUACCUCUCCCAUGAGCGAGGACGGAAGGGCAGUCAUCACCGCUUCAUCACGGAGAAACGAGUCUUUAAGAACUGGGCACGGACAUUCAAUAUUCACUUUUUUCAACCAGACUGGAAACCAGAACCACUUGCUAUAAAUCAUCCUGAAAAUAAACCUGUGUUCUGAGUGUGCCAGCCUAAAAUCCCAAUAGGCAAUAUCAGACACCCUGUAUCAGACCUCAGAGCCUUGUUUCUGAGCCUCCAGACACAAAAGAAGAACAGAACUGGAAGCAGGUAAUUCUCAAGUACCAUGUACAGAUGCCUAUGAAGCAUGGCUGCAAACCAAUGCAGUUGGUUUCUAAGGGAAAAUUUUAAAAUUAAUACUCCCUAAUGGGUGUUGUCGCUUUCAAAGGGGAUUCUUUUAAGAGACACACACUCAUUUCAGUGAUGCUGCCAUCGCUAGAUACCUUUUGGGUCUCUUUAAGUGUUGCCUUCAAAACCGAAACAUGAGCAACUCAAUAUUGGUUGUAUUCCUUUAUAGAAAUACUGUGGCAAAAGACAAUUUUUUAAUCAACGUGUAUCCUAACCUGAGCUAUAUCCACUGUAUUUGUUGGACUCUGUAUGUGUGAUUUGUAUAAAGCUGCCUAAAACUAUGGAUCUGAUUUCUGAAGAGCACAUCACCACUGACUUUCAUAAAACAAAUGCCCACUAUUUAUUUAGUGACCGUUUUUUAGUGUACUCUAGGCCAGUAUUUUUAUAGAUUAUGAUUAUGUGGCAAUUUAUUCUUCUGACUCUUUAAUCCUGUUGGGUUAAUGAGUUGCUGUGUACACAAUGCCCAUUGUUAGCAUGCAAUUUGUGUUUAGCUUGGAAAUGUUGUGUUGCAUUUUUUGAACCCCCCCAGGCUUCAAGAAGAGCGCUGACAUUUUCUGAUAUGCAGAAAUGCUCUUGGCAGAAAAAAAAAUUGAAAACUGAAAGGCUUGUCAUUAAAGCAAAGACAUCCUAACAAUAGAAGCUGAAAGAUAGUUUUCUUUUAGUCAUGAUUGAUGUAGAUCAUUUUCUUGAGCAGUGGUUUCCUCUUAUGUAGUACAGCUUCUUCCAGAUGACCUCAAAGUUUCAUUUCAAAUCUAAAUUUCUGUGAGCCUUGCAUUGACUCAUUUGAGGAUUUUGCAAUUAGAAUGAUAGGGCUCCCAGUGUAGGAGUAGUUUUUUUUUAGAGGACCUUUGUAUUCCCCUACUACCUUGCUCUUUCUUAAGAUUAAACACAUACUGGUUUCCUUUUUGCUAAACUAUAUCCCUACUCCCCUGCCUUUCUGGUGUGUCUUGUGUAAGAGAGGCAGACAGACAGACACAGACACACACAGACACACACACACACACACAUACAUGGGGAGAUGGGGAUAGAAUCCAUGUUGUUUUCUAGUUACAAAAUUAAUGAGCCUGCCUUCUUCUGUGGGCCUGCAAGAAGAAACUACAAGAUUUCCUAUCAUCCGAUCAUGCACUCAUUUAUCCUAUUCAGAUUCACUCAUAGCAAACCUUACACUGUCAUCCCCUGGUUUGGAGGAAUAUGAAAGAUUUACUUUAUUCAAAGCCAAGAUCAGUUAGUUUACAAGAUUUUCAUUUAAAACAAGUAAUAUUGUUCAAAAAAAAGUUUUUUUAAAGAAACACACCAAGAUUUUCUUUACAAAACCUGGUUUAGGAGGCAUUUAUUUCUUUAAUGAAAAAUUUUAAGGCACCAGCAAAUAGUAUAUAUGGAAAUUGACCUUGUUCAUUUUACAUUACUUGUCUUGACUUGUAAUGAAAAGUUUCUCACAUUACCAUUUUCCCUUUUCCUUAAACAGUACUAAUAUCCCAUUCCCUUGCACUAACGAGUACUGUUAAUUAUAAGAAGUACUUUUGUUGAAAUGCAAACAGUCCAGAUAUUUAUAUAGUCAGUGCAAAGCUGGUAUAAUUAGGUUGUGGCUACAGCUAUUAAACCCCAAUGUGAAUGAAGUGUCUGUCUUUUUUUUUUAAUAUUAUAGGAUUUUAUUCUAGUGCCACCUUUUCUUGCAGCAUGGAAUUUGAGCACUAUACUUUAUGAACAUAUGAAAAAGCAUAUGAGUUUUAUAUGAUUGAUUUAUAGGCCACCUUACCAACCUCUAGAAGAAAUUAUGUUGCUCUUUUAACAAGUCUUGUUUUAUGGAAAUUAGGAAAGGCAUACUUGGAACACAGAUAUAUGUAGCUACAUUACCAAACCUAUAAUAUCUCAUAUGCCUGUAUUUUUAGAUUUUAUAGUUUUGUUUAUUUUUUAAACUGACCAUAUGAGAGCACUUUCAUUUUAAAUAAGCUCUCCUUCUCAAACACCAAAAGAGUGGGAAAAAAGUGAACUCUGAAAUUCCUGGCUUCAUGGGAAAUAAUUUAAAUCGACAGUAGCUAGAAUAUGUGAGUAUGUGAAUUUAUGUCUUUAAAAAUGUGGUGUAAAUAAGUAGAAAAAAACUAGCACCACUUGGGUGUGGCUUUAUUAUAGCAUUCAAAGAAAAUGUCUAGGUUUCUGAUAAACUAAGCUGAUGAACCUGGCUGUGGACAAUUGCCACUAUCAUUUCAUGAUGAUCCUAACACCAUUCAACACCAUUAAACAUCAACUCUGAUAGAAAAGAUGACUACAGAGCCAUGUUUACAGACCCCAGUAAUUUCAAUAUCCAAUGAUGUUUGAAGCCCAAGUCAGACUCAUUAUGUUAUAUACCUUUUCUUCUCUUCCCAGCUGUGUCAUCAGAUUCUCCCUCGCUCUUAAGAUCACAGUAAUACAAAGCCACAGCUGGCCGAUCCAUAGCGUCUGUUAUUUCAAUGUAAGAACAUUUGGUAGAGGCCAUUACAAUAGAUAGCCAUUAUGAGCAAAGAUACAGGAAUGCACAAACAAAAUCAAUCACUUCAAAUGGCCCAUAAAAAGAGGAAUCUUACAUUUAAUAUUCUACAGUAAAUAUUCACCCAAGAAAACGUACAUUAAAAGAACAUUAGGAGGUAAAUAUUCAGUGUGCUGCGUGGGGACUUCUCUGUGUGAUUCCAUUACGGUUAAUGGGUGUUUGGUAACUAAAUCCCUGUGCUUCACUGACCCUGGUAUGUGCUCCUAAGGGCUAGACAUAAAACCGAGUGAUUCAGAAAGUUCCAAGGUCUUAAGAUUUCAGAGUUAGAGCUCUUUCUCAAAGAAUAAUGAAAGCAAAACACCAAGUACUGUAACUACAAGACAAAUUUGUGUGUGGUCUCUUGGAAUACUUAAGUUGUUACCAGAUCUUUGAAUCAGUUUCCAAACAAUACUUCUAAGGUUCUCUGUUGUACUGAUAAUUUAAAUCCUAUUAAAAUGGAAGUAUAUGAUCUUAUUUUGAAAAAGAUAUUCUGCUAAAAUAAUCAAAAUGAUUGAUUUGGAAGCUAAAGGCAUGCUGGGAGGAAAAGUAGGAGGAAAAUGUUUUGAAAUUCUGCUACAAUUAAGACAGUGUUAUUUGAACGCAUGUAAGCAUUUGGAAUACUUAACCAAAUGUUUCCUUUCAGAAAUAUACUCCAGGUUCCAUAGAGAUGAUGGUUUGAAUUCUUAAAUAGAAUACAGGAAAAUGAUCUAUGUCCUUAUUCUUUGCUAUUUUGGUAGGUGAUGUUAAUAUUCCUAUAUAUUUUGUACCUGACCCAAUCUUCCAUCCUAGUGGCUUCUCUCUUGAACCUCAUUCUGCUUUUUUGUUGUCAUCAUCUCCUGAUUAUCUCCUUUUGUCCACAGUGUGUUCUUAGACCAACAGUCUUUGGGAGAUAUAAAGAUCUUUCUUCCAACUUCUUAAACUUAAGGACCUACCUGGGGAAUAGAUUUCAGAUAGGUCCUGCAAUGGCUAUAUAGUAGGUGGGAGAGUGAAAUCUGGCUAUAACACAUGAUGCAUCAGAAGUAUCAUUCUGAUUUCCCUGGGACUAGGGGCAAAGUUUUGACACAUGGAUGUUGAGUGCUAAAUUCAAAUAACCUUUGGCAUACUAGGACAGUGGGUCACUCUAUCAAAAGGUCACCUCAAAUAGAAUUGUAAUAUUAGGACCCUGUGAAGGGAAAAUUCACCGGUGACCCCUAUUCUAGUUUAUGCCAGGAGGCAAUUUGGAAUGGAAAGAUGUAAGGGGGUUAUACCUGGCUUUGAAAAUGAGUAGUAACACCCAUUAUUCUGGCUCACUCAACCCCACCUACUCAGGGUAUUAAACCACCAUAGAAAUGAAAAAAAAAAGUCUGCAACCCUGUUCGUGUCUCCUCAGUGCCCUAAUAUUAUAUGCUACCUUGGAUCGUCCCUUGUCUUUUUAAUGUGUGUGUCCUGUGAGUUUAAUUAGAUUGUAAGCUCACGGAGAGCAAGGAACUGUUUCUCCUUUGUCUUUGUAGUCUUAUGUCUAGUACAGUGCCUUGUACACAAUAGGCGCUCAAUAAAUGUCUGUUGUUGAUAAAGACCUA